Messenger RNA from Acanthopagrus latus (yellowfin seabream), 2789 nucleotides. It is a transcript of the gene tti2, whose product is annotated as TELO2 interacting protein 2. Gene Ontology annotation, cellular component: nucleoplasm; centrosome; cytosol. NCBI's taxonomy places the organism in Eukaryota, Metazoa, Chordata, Actinopteri, Spariformes, Sparidae. The transcript is spliced from 11 exons. The record is from RefSeq and is a predicted model, not a curated record. The coding region runs from base 332 to 1879 and encodes 515 amino acids.
CUUUUCAGAUUUAUUGUUUGGAUUCUUUGAAACUUGUCUUCCUCUCUUCUUCUCUAUAGGACUUAAUUUGUUAUUUGAUAAGUUUAAUAUCAGAUACUUUCACUUUCAGCGCAGUAAUAUUUUAACACAUAACUUUACUGUAACUCGAGUCUUUAUCGUCGUUACGUUAAUCUGAAGAUGUCGGAACCUGCCUGUGGAGCUUGUAUCCGGUCGGAGAUGUGUUUCCGAACACACGGUCCCUCGCAGUAAAUCGUCCGGAGCUUUCAGUGUUUGUGCCGCGAAUCAGAUAAAUUAAAUUAAUUAAUUCAAACUGAAUGAGUUCAAAAAGGAAAUGAGCGACUCGUCACGUAAAAGAAGGAUGGAGCUUUCAACUUUACUUCAUGACCUUCAUCUCUCCCCCUCCUCAGAGAAGCCCCUCCCCUCUGCCUCUCUUCCUCCAAUCACAGAGCUCCUGUCUCAUAUGCAAGAGAAGCUGAUUGGUGUAUCCUCAGAGUCUGAAAAGAUCUCUCUGAUUGGUCACUUGGAGUGUCUGUUUCAAACUGCUGACCCUCAUUGGCUGUUCUGCCCAGCCUCCACCAAUCAGGGUGAUGGGUGGGCGGAGCUUCGGGUGUCAUAUGGCUCUCUGGUCAGCGCUCUGAUUGGUUUUGCAGCUCUACCGCUCUGUGAGGACGACUGCGGCUCGCUGCCCGCUGCGGCCUAUCAGAGCGUCCCGAGCCGAGCUGCACCGGUGUGCUCCGCCCUCACAGCGCUACUGGGAACUCUGGGAAAUGGAGCUGGUCACACUGGUCUGCUGAUGACUGCUGGGCCUCCUGUGUGUGUGUUUGCUGUCACACACUUCCAGGACCAGGUGUGGACCAGCUCCUCCUCCAGAGCAGCUGCUAAGAGUCUGCAGGAGGCGCUGCUGAGGGCGGGUGGCUGGAGAGACUCCGCCCACCUGCUGAUGGGGGAUGGGAGUCAGGAGAAGAGAGGAAUUCUGGGAGGAAUCCUGGACAUCCUGCAGCCUCAACUGACCAAGGACUCUUGGCAGCGUUGUGAAGCAGUGAAGUUAGUGUUUGCGUGGACUCUCCUGCAGGUCACUCUGCCCUCCCUCUCUCCUCACCUGCCCCACCUGCUCCCCCCCUCCCUCCUUCUCAACGACCACCACAGACCUGAGAACUGCAUGCUGGGAGUUCGCUGUCUGCACCACAUUGUACUCAACACGCCUGCUGCAGAUCUCCGUCAGUUCAACACAGCAGAAGUUCUCUAUCAGGCACUGUUCAAACACCUGUACACCACUGAGGCUGCUGUCAUACAGGUGGUCCUGCCCUGUCUCUUGGACCUGCUCCUGGUUUUGGAGACACCCCCCUCCUCGCUCAGCCCCUCCUCCUCCCGCAGGAAACCCAGUCACCAUGACGACGUGCUGCGUCUGGUCCUGACGCACAUGGAGGCGGAGCACAAGGUGGCGCUGCGACACGUCUACGCCUCCGCCCUGCCUCCAUACAUCGACCGGAUGGGCGUGGCCAUAUGCAGACACCUGCGUCGAGUGGAGCGUGUGGUGCUGGGCUACCUGGAGGUCAGAGAUCCACCUGAGGAGACGAGUCGACUGAAGAUCCUGGAGGUGCUGCAGAAAACCAUCAGAGCUGCCUGGCCACGGAUGCAGUGUCGUGUGGACGUGUUGCUGCGUUGCCUGUUGAAGUUGCUGCUCGAUGUGUGUUCGGACUCUCAGCUCACUGACCCGGUCAGACAGAAGCUGACGGGUCAGACGGUUCUGUGUAUUGGACUGCUGGACGGCUGCUCGGAUGGAGGCCUGCAAUCUCUCCUCCAGCAGCUCGACAGCAGCUGUUGCAGCUCUGAGAUGCUCCGUUGCCUAGCGACAGUAACUAUGAUGACAGACAGGUGAUGCAGCACACCUGGAACACCUGGAGGAGAGUCUGAGAGACGAGAUCAGAGAGUCCAGCUGGUCUAGUCUGUGUUUCAGUCCCAGUAACGUCUCUUCGGUCUCCAGUCGUCUCUCCGUCAGAGUUUCCUGCUGAGUCCACAAACUGCAGCGCAGACGGGCCUGGAGGACCAAACGGACACUCGGUCAGGACUCUGUGUUCUGUCUCCUACUGUCCAACACAGACACAGAUCUGGAAGGUGUUUAGCCUAGCUUAGCACAAAGACUGACAAAGCAGAGGGAACGUGCUAGCCUAGCAUCUGUCAGCACUGAUUCAUGUGUUGAAUAAUUCAUCAUUUUCUGAGACAGUUUGGACGUCACGUCUCUGGUGUUGGCUAACAGGUUGUUAGCGAACACGAUGAGACAGGUUGAGUUGUUGGAGGAUUUUGUCUUUUUUAAUGAAGCUAAGCUAACAGUUUCCGCUGCUUCUAAACAUGUGACAACAUGAUAUCAGUCUUCACUGUGUGUAACUAAGUAUAAAUGUGAGCUGUGGAAACAAAGUGGUGAUAAAACUCAGACUGGAUCAACAAUCCUGUGAAAAAUCAUCCUGUUUGUCAUCUGAAGACUCAUGCUGUGUGUUCGUUCACCUUCAGUCGGUCUUCUUCUUGCCUCAGUUUUUCUCUCUGCAGCUCCACCGUCCACUUUUCCUCCUGACAACACACACAGUAAAAUCUAUCAGUGAAUAAAAACACACUUUCAUUUAAACAACUGACUGUAGAAAUGAAUGUAAACUUCAUGUGUGAAUGUAAUUUAUGUUUAUCUGGGGUUAAUCUGAUCUCAGACCAGCUGUAGACAAGUAGAAAGACUCUUCCUCCUCUUCUUCCUCCCUGCUGUCUGCCUACACACACACGUUGAAUAAAUGACAACAGGCUUA